ACUUAGGGUGCUUCGGGCGCGCCGGGGUACAGCGGGGCUGGGGGCGGCGGGUGCACAUUAGGGUGCUCUGGGGCGCUCCGGGGGGGGGGGUCUCCGGGCUGCAUUGGAGGGCUCCGUGGCAGCUCCAUGGUGGCUCCGUGGGUCCCUGUGGGUCCCCGUGGUGGCUCCGUGGGUCCCUGUGGGUCCCUGUGGUGGCUCCGUGGGUCCCCGUGGGUCCCCGUGGGUGGCUCUGUGGGUCCCUGUGGGUCCCAGCGUGGCUCCGCGGUGGCUCCGCGGUGGCUCCGUGGGUCCCCAUGGGUCCCGGUGUGGCUCCGCAGUGGCUCCGAGGGUCCCUGUGGGUCCCCGUGGUGGCUCCGUGGGUCCCCGUGGGUCCUGGCGUGGCUCCGUGGUGGCUCCGCGGUGGCUCCAUGGUUUCCCGCGGUGGCUCCGUGGGUCCCUGUGGGUCCCCGUGGUGGCUCCGCGGUGGCUCCGUGGGUCCCCAUGGGUCCCGGCGUGGCUCCGUGGGUCCCGUGGGUCCCUCGGUGGCUCCGUGGGUCCCUGUGGUGGCUCCGUAGGUCCCCGUGGGUCCCGGCGUGGCUCUGUGGGUCCCCAUGGGUCCCCAUGGUGGCUCUGUGGGUCCCCGUGGUGGCUCGUGGGUCCCUGAGGUGGCUCCGUGGGUCCCCGUGGGUCCCGGCGAGGCUCCGUGGGUCCCGGCGUGGCUCCGUGGGUCCCCGCGGUGGCUCCGUGGGUCCCCGUGGGUCUGGCGUGGCUCUGCGGUGGCUCCAUGGUUUCCCGCGGUGGCUCCGUGGGUCCCUGUGGGUCCCCGUGGUGGCUUCGCGGUGGCUCCGUGGGUCCCCGUGGGUCCCGGCGAGGCUCCGUGGGUCCCCGCGGUGGCUCCGUGGGUCCCCGUGGGUCCCGGCGAGGCUCCGUGGGUCCCGCGCCCCCGGCUGACGGCUCCCCGCGCAGACGACGCCUUCCCGUACGAGGCGGCGCUGGGCGCGCGGCUCGCGGGGCUCCGGCGCUCGCACACGUACCGCGUGUUCACGGCGCUGGCGCGCGCCGCCGCCCCCCCGCUGGCCGCCGCCCCCCCCCGCCGCCGCCCCGUCCAGGUCUGGUGCUCCAACGACUACCUGGGCAUGAGCCGGCACCCGGCCGUGCUGCGGGCCGCCAGGGCGGCGCUGGGGGCGCACGGCCUGGGCGCGGGCGGCACCCGCAACAUCGCCGGGACGUCGCCGCUGCACGGCGCGCUGGAGGCGGCGCUGGCGCGGCUGCACCGGCAGCCCCGCGCCCUGCUCUUCUCCUCCUGCUUCGCCGCCAACGACACGGCGCUGGCCACGCUCGGCCGCCUGCUCCCAGGCUGCCAGGUGUUCUCGGACGCGGGGAACCACGCGUCGCUGAUCCAGGGCGCGCGGGCCAGCGGCGUGCCCAAGCACGUGUACCGGCACAACGACGUGCCGACCCUGCACUCCAUGGACGGCUCCAUCGCGCCGCUGGAGCAGCUCUGCGACGUGGCGCACGCCCACGGGGCGCUCACCUUCGUGGACGAGGUCCACGCCGUGGGGCUCUACGGGCCCCGCGGCGCCGGCAUCGCCGAGCGUGACGGCGUCGCCCACAAGAUCGACAUCGUCUCCGGCACCCUCGGGAAGGCGGUGGGCGCCGUGGGGGGCUACAUCGCGGGGCCGGCGGUGCUGGUGGACGCCGUGCGCUCGCUGGGCCCCGGCUUCAUCUUCACGACGGCGCUGCCGCCGGCGGUGGCGGCCGGGGCGCUGGCGGCGCUGCGGGUGCUGGGGGGCGCCGAGGGGGGGGCGCUGCGCCGGGCCCACCAGCGCCACGCCAAGCACCUGCGGCUGCUGCUGCGCGACCGCGGGCUGCCAGCCCUGCCCUGCCCCAGCCACAUCGUGCCGCUGCUGGUGGGCGACGCGGCGCUCAACAGCCGGCUGAGCCGGGCGCUGCUGGAGCAGCACGGCCUCUACGUCCAGGCCAUCAACUACCCGACGGUGCCGCGCGGGCAGGAGCUGCUGCGCCUCGCGCCCACCCCCCACCACACGCCCGCCAUGAUGGAGAACCUGGCCGCGCGGCUCUCCGAGUGCUGGGGGGCUCUGGGGCUGCCCCGCGAGGCCCCCCCGGGCCCGGCCUGCGCCGCCUGCCAGCGCCCGCUGCACUUCGCCCUCAUGAGCCAGUGGGAGCAGGAGCUGUUCGCCGGGCUGGGGCCGCGCUACGUCACCGCGCGCGCCUGAGCCCCCCGGGCGCCGGGGCCCCCGGACGCCUGGGCCCCCCCGGACGCCUGGGCCCCCCGGACGCCGGGGCCCCCCCCCCACCGCCGCCCCCAGGCGCUCAAUAAAGCUCUCGGCCGCCGCCGCC
Molecule: messenger RNA, 2340 nt
Organism: Rhea pennata
Lineage: Eukaryota; Metazoa; Chordata; Aves; Rheiformes; Rheidae
Product: 5-aminolevulinate synthase, erythroid-specific, mitochondrial-like
Biological process (GO): hemoglobin biosynthetic process; heme biosynthetic process; erythrocyte development
Cellular component (GO): mitochondrion
Molecular function (GO): 5-aminolevulinate synthase activity; pyridoxal phosphate binding
Source: RefSeq, a predicted model, not a curated record